CCCUGCCACCCUGGAACCGAGGACGUUAAAUAAGCAUGCACCUGCCCUCUCUGACUUCCAGAACAAACAGAGCUCUCAGAUCUCAUUGUCACGGCCUGCCCCGUAGAGCGCGUGCAGAGCCUCUGAGCCCACUCUCUGGUAGCCCCACUGCCAUCUCCUCCACCACAAUCACGCAGUCCACCGACCCGGAAACUCCAGCUCUCCCGACUCCUGAGAAGCAGCCCUGCCCAGAGGCCAACCGAAGGCACAUCUCCUCCAAAACUUGAAGACAGACCGCACAGAAGCUUCAUUAAUUUUGCACAAGAUUCGUCUAAUAGCGGCUGAGCAGAGAGGAGACAAAGCCACCGGACGUUGCCUGUGCCAGCAGCCCGCCAAGGGUUAACCCAUUAGCCCAUAUCCUGGUGAGCUCAUCCCCACUGGAGCCUGCUCAGUGGCUGGGAUUCACUGCUCACCAGCUCCUGGAGGGGGCCGGGGAGGCUUUCUCCAGGGCUGGGAUGAACAACUUGAACAGAAACUCAUUGCCGGGUGCCUCCCCCACCGUGCAAGCUGCCUCUGAUUCCCAGGUUCACCGUCCUCUCCUGGGACCCUGAGGACAGGAGCCAUCUUGGCGCCAGCCUGCAGCCUGCCCAACCCCAAUUGUGUGACUAAGUCUGCCUCCUGAUGCUCCAAACAUGGUCUCCAGGUUAGAGGGACCCAUCCUCCCUUCUCAGAUGGCUGCUCUGAGGGCUGAGCCCCACAUUCAAAUCUCUGGUGAGUCCAGAAGCCCCGGCAUCUCCGGCCUUCCUUCCACUGUCUCCUCUGCCAGCCCAACUUUGGGGCCUCAGUCCUGGUCCACCUCUGAGAUGUCAAGGACAUUAAAGCACAAAGCCAGGCAUCGCCCUCCGCUGAGAGCCAGGCUGCAGACGGAUGCUGAGAACAGGAAGGGCGUGUGAGGACCGCUUUGGCUUCACCCCUGCUUCUAACUGUUGCGGGUACCGGGUGCCCAGUCCCGAGGAGCCGUGACAAUGGAGGCUCUCCCCAGGGCCCUGGAGGUCGAGGAGAAGUCUCCGGAAUCCAAGGACCUGCUGCCCAGCCAGACCGCCAGCUCCCUGUGCAUCAGCUCCAGAAGUGAGUCUGUCUGGACCGCCACCCCCAGGAGUAACUGGGAAAUCUACCGUAAGCCCAUCGUCAUCAUGUCGGUGGGGGGCGCCAUCCUGCUCUUCGGCGUGGUCAUCACCUGCCUGGCCUACACCCUGCACCUGGGCAACAACAGCCUUAAGGUCCUUAAGAUGAUAGGGCCCGCCUUCCUGUCGCUGGGACUCAUGAUGCUGGUGUGCGGGCUCGUGUGGGUGCCCAUCAUCAAAAAGAAACAGAAGCAGAGACAGAAGUCCGUUUUCUUCCAGAGCCUCAAGUCCUUCUUCCUGAAUCGCUGAUGGCGGCCAACAGCUCUGUUCUCCCUGUCGCCCGGCCCCCUCCACCGGGAGGAGAUCUGACAAGGACAUCAACAUCCCCAUCUUCUUGGGGGUGGGGCUAGCCAUAAAGCAGACCAGCGAAGCCUCUUCCUGGCCCUGUGGGGAAGAGCUCAGGGCUCCGAGUGCAGCUGGAGGGGGCUGCUGGCUGUGUCUCAUUUAGGCUCUCUGUAACUGCCCUGCCUCCCCUUAGACGCUGGCCGCAGGCAUCCCCUUUCAAGGCUCACUCCCUGCUCCUGCAUCCAGGUACCAGCCAUCUAACUCUCUCCGCAGAGCGCUAUGCAUGUUGGGAAAUUCCUCCGGCCAGGCCGUGCCCCAAGGAGAGCCUCCUGUUUCUGCAUCUGAGUGCCUGAGCUGGAUUCGCCCAUUUGCACCCGAACUGACUGGUAGAGGUCCCUCACAGAAGAGCCAGACACUGGUCUGGCUCCCUGUGUUCACCAGCCCCAGCUCUCUCUGUGGGCAAGAUACUGAUUGGCAUUUCAAGAGACGAGAAGAGUCACAUGUAUAAAACACGGCAAAGAGUGAACAGUAAGGGUGGCCAGGGAGAAACGCUGUGGAAGAAGGCGCGUCCCCCCUCCCCUGACCCCAGAAAAGGCGCUGGGAGUCAGCCAGCUGAGGAAAUUUAACUCCGGGUUAUAGAGUUUUUACAUCAGAGGCCGUGUGGGCUGGACUGGGGGUGCCACAGUUUGACCUUCUAGCUCCCCUGUGAACUUGACAAUUAGCCAAGCAAAAGUGCAUGUUGCCCUGACUCCCCCUUUCCCCCUGUCUACCCGGCCCCACCCCCAAUUCUAGAACAGCAAGACAGAGACCGCAGAGGGAUUCUGUAAGAUUGUUCUGUCCUUCACCUCCAUCGAGGACCAAAGACCAUGCACCGCACCUGAACGGUCUGUGGGUUUCCAGAGAGAGAGGAUUUGCUUUAGAAAAAUCCCAAUGUCUGGCCUCCCUGCCUAUAGCCACCGAAGGAGCGAACAUUUACUGGGCGCCCUUCUCCGGGGCCAGGCCCUGGGAUGACAGACAACCGGCCAGACAACUUCAUUCUAAAGCGAGACAUAUGGCCAGGCCGAGGUGCGGCUGCAACACCCGUGCUGGGCGCGCUAUGGGGGAAGCGUGGCAGGUGCAGGAACACAGAGGGGCAUCUCGCCCAGACAGGGGAGAGGACGGAGGGAUUGCGGGACGGAGGGAUUGUGCCAUUGGAAUAGAGGACAACAGGAAAGAUUAGAGCUAGCAAAGGGGGCGGGGGGCAGGGGGAGGCAAUUUGGGGGGCAAAAGUCCAGGUGGGGGACAGGGGAGGGGAGGGAGCUUAACGAAAUUAGGCAACUGCACGGCAACUUCCUGCCUCUUGGCCUGCUUCCCACCUGCUUCCCAUCUGCCUUAGUGCAGCCUCUCCAGGGGCCACGAUGAGGCCACAGACUGGAAGGGGGUUUCCAGGGGGCCCACCAAGCAGAGAGCACCGUGAGGUAAGCGCUCCCUAAAUCUGGGGCUUAGGGUGAGCAGAGGCUCUUAGGUGACAGACCAGGAGGCUGCCCUGGGCCGGGCCAGAGGUCCAGUGGAGAGCACGGAUAACGAGGUGUGAAGGGAGGGCAGCCUCUCUAGGGUUUCUGGGCCCCCGCUCCCUUGUCACCGUGGCAACCCCCCCCCAACAAGCCUCCAGUAUUUCCAUCCUCUGUGGUAGUUCCAGAUGCAGAGUCAGAACCUCACCUAGUUCCUUCUGCAUCAUGGGAAACUCCAUGGAGACAGGUACCUGUCCCAGGGGGCCACCCCUGCCCCACCCACCUGAGAAGCCAGAACUUGGGGGGGUCUGUGGCCUUUGGGGCUUCACCCAAAAUGACCAUGUGUCUCAUUCGGACAGCGUAGCCAGGUCCUCUAGCUGAACUGCCCCCUGCAUAAGGCGGUCAAGUCCCGUCUGGGGUGCACUGCAAGUGCUUUGUCCUCAACUGUCGUCCUAGUGCCUCGAGUGACAGGGCUUACAGACCAUCUACCCGCCUUUCUCUGGCCUGAAUGCAGAUUCCGCAGCAGCCCUAUACUAUCACUCUCGCCUCCCCUGAUGCUUUCUUACGUGAGAGUAAACAGGACGGGCUCUCAGCUCGCUCACUGGGAAUCCACACUCCCUGUGUCUCCCUACGUCCGCCCCAAAGCUCGUGGUCUGGGCGCAGCUGUGGUAGAGAGGCCCAUGCGGAGGCUACUGUUGUGUACGUCUUGCUGGGAGUCUGGGGGCAGCCAUGACUCUAGGAAGUAUCCAAGGUCUGGACUCACCUGGAAGUUUCCAGCAAUGCUUGCCCACGCGCCCUGCCCCUUAAGCUAGCAUCUCAGCAAGAAUAAUGAGGAAACAUCCCCCGAGCAUCACUCAUCACCACUGGGAUCCCCGCACAUGGGCGUGGACCAGGGAACAUGCCAGCAUCACGCUGAGGGGCUUUUGCCAAAGGCCAUCGCCGCAUGGGACGCUGGGGCGUCUGCGCAGCUGGUCUGGAAUGUGGCCCAGGCCAGGCGCCGCAUUUCUCGGGGAAAGCAUCUCCACCGAGACUCUUCCGGUGCCCGUGGAUCGGAGGACGGGACCGGCAUCCACGUGUCUCUGCUCCGCGGACUGUACCCUUCCACCCACAGCUGUUCUGUUCGGGAGAUUUUGUUUUAAUCUGAGUCCUUAAAGGAACUGAUGUAAUGUUGAAUCGUGCGCUCUU
Molecule: messenger RNA, 4123 nt
Organism: Herpailurus yagouaroundi (jaguarundi)
Lineage: Eukaryota; Metazoa; Chordata; Mammalia; Carnivora; Felidae
Gene: PIRT
Product: phosphoinositide interacting regulator of transient receptor potential channels
Exons: 3
Coding region: 1005-1412 (135 amino acids)
Biological process (GO): positive regulation of cation channel activity
Cellular component (GO): plasma membrane
Molecular function (GO): transmembrane transporter binding; phosphatidylinositol bisphosphate binding
Source: RefSeq, a predicted model, not a curated record